Molecule: messenger RNA, 1051 nt
Organism: Salmo salar (Atlantic salmon)
Lineage: Eukaryota; Metazoa; Chordata; Actinopteri; Salmoniformes; Salmonidae
Source: RefSeq, a predicted model, not a curated record
CUUAAAAGGAGAGCACACACAGGGAGACAAUGUUACAAGACUAUUAUUCUCUCUCACACACAUUCACAGAUAAAGUUUAGCCAUCAUAUAGUUGGUUCCUGGGCUGUAAACCUACCAACUUCCUGAUCCAUGCUCCAAGGGACAGAUCUAGGAUCAGCUCACCCUCGUCAAAACCAAACCAGGACCUUAAUAAUCCACAAAGGUAGAAAACUGACCUUAGACCAGCAUUUAAACCCCAUGUCUUUCUGCCCAGACACUGCUCUCCAUCCAGAGUUCUCAGCUGUCCACCCGUCUAUCCAUCCAUUCAUCCCUCCACACCCCAGCCAACCAGCCAUGGGUCUGAUGAGUGAAGACAUGAAUUGCUGCGUCUGCUUCCAACCCUACUCUCGCAGGGAGAAUAUCCCUCGUGUGCUCCACUGCGAACACACCUUCUGUGGGCCGUGCUUGGAGGCGAUCUCCAGGCUCCAUAGUGGCCUACUCACCGUGUGCUGCCCUCUGUGCCGCUGGAUCACCUGUUGCCGGGCCAGCCUACCCAUUGCUGGUUCUCUGUUUGUUAACACUGAGAUCUGGGACCAGAUAGCAGGCAGACAACAGGAAGAGGAGGAGAAGGAGGCGUGGAUAGGAGAUAACAGACAGACACAGACCUCCACACAGUACAAAUGCUCUUCAUUGGACCAUUCUGGUGUGAGGAUCAAGCUACAGAGUUUCUGGAGGAGAAUGAGGCACAAUGGUCAGAGAGCACUAAAAGAAGGGAAGAAAUUAAGGUCUUGCUUGUGUUUUGAUAGAUGAUGUCACCAGGGGCGAAAAUCUGAUAUCAACUUUGGAGGGGACAAUUACAUUACAUUUUCUCAAGAGCAAUUCCUGAGGGGGACACCAAAAGUAGUGCUGUAACACAUAGCCUACAUUGUAAUAUGGUAAAUGUAUAUUGAGGAACCAAAGAAAUAAGGUGUUUGCCGUACUCCUAACUACCGGUACCCAAAACUACACAACUACUUACAACAGCAAUACCAUUGCCUUUAACAAAUCUUAGUUCAGUCACCAGUUUAAGUUG